Pedinophyceae sp. YPF-701 is the source of this 2247-nucleotide messenger RNA. The record is from the annotation of a GenBank genome assembly. Lineage: Eukaryota; Viridiplantae; Chlorophyta; Pedinophyceae.
AUGACGUCGAUGACGGGCGACGAGUCGGGCGCCGAGGAGCCAGAGAUCACGAUCAACGACAUCGCGGCCGCGUGCCCCGAACGCGUCAUCUCGUAUAUCGCCGAGCACGGCCUCGAGUACACCGGCGAGAUCGUGGCCAAGGACGCCGUGGUCCUCGGCGCGUUUCGCGACGGAAUGGGCCGACGUCGCGGCGUGCUGACGCUCCCCGGAGAGGACCGCGCCUUCCCGAAGCAGGAGUGGAAGGACCUGCUGAGAGCCAGGCAGCCGCUCGUCCGCGCCGGACACGCUGGCUGGAGCGCGCGCGUGCGGCUGCAGGCCUCGGUCGUCUCGCUCAAGGACGCGGCCGCGGAAGGGGACUUGGGCCUCCUGCAGCCGCUGCUGCGCCGCUGGCGGUCGAAGGCGUGCGGCGUGGAGGUGUUCUCGCUGCCGGCGGUGGAGGCGGUUAUUCAACACAAGUGGCUCGCGUUCGCGCGGUCCUACGCCCUCAUCCUCCUCUGGGUGUUCCUGGCCUGCUUCGCGUCGUUCAUCUGCUUCACCGUCUGCCUGCACGGCGAGGACGCCAAAACCCCCCUCCCGCGCCUCCUCGAGACCCCUCGCGGCCGCCUCGCCGUCCUCUCCGAGCUCUCCGCGCUCCUCUUCGCGGCGCCGCUCGCGUGGGCCGAGGUGCGGAGCGUCCGCAUCUACGGUAUCGAGAGUUACCUCACCGUGUGGAACAUCAUCGACGUCGGCACCUACGGCCUUCUGCCCGCCGUCUCCGCGCUGCACCUCAGCCGCGCCCCCGCGGCCGUCCUCACGCAGCUGAGCGCGGUGCUGUGCCUCCUGCUCUGGCUCAAGCUCCAGUACUUUCUGCGCGUCUUCCACGCCACGCGGGUCGCCCCCGUGGACCUGAUCAAGGGGGUGGUGUCUGGCGUCGGGUGGCUGCUCGCGAUGAUCAUGCUGACGAUGCUCGGGUUCGCGCACACGUUCUUCCUGCUGUUCCGGUCCGUGGACAGCGAAGAUUACGCGCCGACGUCGUCCGAGGACUUCACGACGCCGGCGCGGAGCGUGGUGUCGAGUUUCGGGAUGGCGAUGGGGGUGUUCGACGUGUCGACGUUCAUGGACACGCCCGGGGUCGCGCACGGCCCCGCGACGACGCUGUUUCUGGCCUACAUGCUCACCACCAUGGUCAUCCUGCUGCCGCUCGUCGUCGCGGCGAUGGUCUCCGUGUACGACAACGCGAAGAUCAAGGAGCACGCGCGUUUCCUGUGCUCCAAAGCGCUCCUCAUCUGCGAGAUCGAGGCCGCGCUCCCGCACACCGUCAAAGCGCGCUCCGACGCCUCCUGGUUCCCGCCCUACGUCCACGUGCUGCGCGUCGCGCACGAGCUCGCCAACCCUGCGCCCACGGACCCCACCGCCGCCGUCGCGGACCCAGGCCUGCCCCCGAAGCCCCUCAGCCUCGGGGAGCCGCUCCUCGCGCACCAGGUCGAGCAGCUCGGCGCAACGAUCGCACGGCAGCAGGGUGACCUUGCGGCCGAGAUCUCGCAGCUGCGACGGGACCUGCAGGAGGCGCUGGACGCGGGGAUGCGCGGGGGAAAGCAAGCCGCGGGCGGCGGCGUAGGGGGCACGGGGCGGUGGAGUCCCCGGGGGGGGAUCGGGAACGGUUUGGCGGGAGCGCCGUCGGGGGGGCGUAUGUCGUUCAGCGUGACGGGGACGAGGGACAAGCGGGACUACAUAUUGAUGAAGCUCGGGCUCGCGGGCGGCGGCGGGAGCUCGGAGUGGGGGGGCCUCGGGCUGUACGGGGGGAGUGCGGGGAGCAGCGUGGUGGGGGAGUCGGGCGGAGACACCCCCCCCGACAGCGACCUCGACGACAACGUCGACUCGAACGUCGACGCAGAGGCCGGCGAACCCACCACGCCUGCGUCGCGCGUCCGGCCGGUGGUGGCCUUCGCCGCCUCGGGUGAAGCGGAGCGCGUUGUCCCACAAACCGCGCCCCCGGCGCUCGCAGUCCGGCGGCCCAGCUCGACGGAUGCGCCGCGGGCGAUAUCGGGGGUGUCGGCGAUGCGCACGGUCGACGAGGACAGCGCGGAGGGGCGGACGGAGCGGUCGCGGCGGAACAGCGACCCCCCCGGGGAUGUGGGGGGUCUCAUGUCCCCUGGGCGCGUGGCGCGCGUGAUCCAGCAGCUGCGCGACCGCCGCCGGCCGUUCGUGUUCCCGCGCGACACGCUGUACCGCCGCGAGUCCGCGGAGUCUCCGGGGAAGGACGGAUAG